Messenger RNA from Felis catus (domestic cat), 3207 nucleotides. RefSeq names its product rhomboid 5 homolog 1 (gene RHBDF1). Gene Ontology annotation, biological process: regulation of protein secretion; regulation of epidermal growth factor receptor signaling pathway. Lineage: Eukaryota; Metazoa; Chordata; Mammalia; Carnivora; Felidae. Gene Ontology annotation, molecular function: serine-type endopeptidase activity. The record is from RefSeq and is a predicted model, not a curated record. The coding region runs from base 182 to 2926 and encodes 914 amino acids. The transcript has 18 exons. Gene Ontology annotation, cellular component: endoplasmic reticulum membrane.
GCGCGCACGCCCCUCGCUCCAUGGCAUUCCCGGGCGGGCGGGCCGGACAGGCGCGCGGGCGGGGACUCGGCGCGGGCGCCCUCCGGGCCGGCGGUGGCAGCCCCUCCCCGGAGCCCUCAGGACCCCCCGAGGACCCUCGGUGCCAGCGGCGGCUGCGGCCUGCCUUGCCCCACCUGGAACCAUGAGUGAGGCCCGCAGGGACAGCACGAGCAGCCUGCAGCGCAAGAAGCCACCCUGGCUGAAGCUGGACAUACCAGCUGUAGCGCCCCCAGUGACCGAGGAACCCAGCUUCUUACAGGUAGGCCCUGGCCAGGAGAGGCUGUGGGUAUACUCCAUCCAGCCUCCUCACCGUGACCCCACUGUCCAGCCCCUGAGACGCCAGGCUUUCUUGCGGAGUGUGAGUAUGCCGGCUGAGACAGCCCAUAUCCCCUCGCCCCACCAUGAGGUCCGGCGGCCAGUUUUGCAGCGCCAGACGUCCAUCACCCAGACCAUCCGCAGCCGACAGGUGCGCUUUGGGCGUGUCCACACUCUGCCCCUCUUGGGUCCCCCUGGUGCCCGCAGGGCCCUCCCACAGCGCCGGUCUCUCUCUCGGUCCCUGCUCAGGGGCACAGCUGACUGGUUCGGAGUGAGCAAGGACAGCGACAGCACCCAGAAAUGGCAGCGCAAGAGCAUCCGCCACUGCAGCCAGCGCUAUGGAAAGCUGAAGCCGCAGGUCAUCCGGGAGCUAGACCUGCCUAGCCAGGACAACGUGUCUCUGACCAGCACUGAGACGCCCCCGCCACUGUACGUGGGGCCAUGCCAGCUGGGCAUGCAGAAGAUCAUAGAUCCCCUGGCCCGGGGCCGGGCCUUCCGAGUGGCAGAUGACACGGCUGACGGCCUGAGUACCCCACACACACCUGUCACGCCUGGUGCUGCUUCCCUCUGCUCCUUCUCCAGCUCCCGCUCGGGCUUCAACCGGCUCCCGCGGCGACGCAAGCGUGAAUCGGUGGCCAAGAUGAGCUUCCGGGCAGCUGCAGCCCUGGUGAAGGGUCGCUCUGUUAGGGAUGGCACAUUGCGCCGGGUGCAGCGCCGAAGCUUCACUCCCGCCAGCUUCCUGGAGGAGGACACAGCUGACUUCCCCGACGAGUUGGACACGUCCUUCUUUGCCCGGGAAGGAGUCCUCCACGAGGAGCUGUCCACGUACCCAGACGAGGUGUUUGAGUCCCCUUCGGAGGCAGCACUCAAAGACUGGGAGAAAGCCACAGAGCAGGCAGACCUCACGGGUGGGGCCCUGGACCGCAGUGAGCUUGAGCGCAGCCACCUGAUGCUGCCCCUGGAACGAGGCUGGAGGAAGCAGAAGGAGGGUGGCGCAGCGGCCCCACAGCCCAAGGUGCGGCUGCGGCAGGAGGUAGUGAGCACGGCGGGUCAGCGGCGGGGCCAGCGCAUCGCGAUGCCCGUGCGCAAGUUCUUUGCCAGGGAGAAGCGGCCGUAUGGGCUGGGCAUGGUGGGCCGGCUGACCAACCGCACUUACCGCAAGCGUAUCGACAGUUACGUCAAGCGCCAGAUUGAGGACAUGGACGACCACAGGCCCUUCUUCACCUACUGGCUCACCUUCGUGCACUCACUCGUCACCAUUCUAGCCGUGUGCAUCUACGGCAUCGCGCCUGUGGGCUUCUCGCAGCAUGAGACUGUGGACUCGGUACUGCGGAACCGCGGGGUCUAUGAGAACGUCAAGUACGUGCAGCAGGAGAACUUCUGGAUCGGGCCCAGCUCGGAGGCUCUCAUUCACCUGGGUGCCAAGUUCUCGCCCUGCAUGCGCCAGGACCCGCAGGUACACAGUUUCAUCCGCGCUGCGCGUGAGCGUGAGAAGCACUCGGCCUGCUGCGUGCGCAAUGACCGGUCGGGCUGCGUGCAGACCUCGGAGGAGGAGUGCUCGUCCACGCUGGCAGUGUGGGUGAAGUGGCCCUUCCACCCCAGUGCCCCAGAUCUUGCGGGCCGCAAGAGGCAGUUUGGCUCUGUCUGCCACCAGGACCCCAGGGUGUGUGAUGAGCCUUCCUCCGAGGACCCCCACGAGUGGCCAGAUGACAUCACCAAGUGGCCGAUCUGCACCAAAAACAGCGCCGGGAACCACACCAACCACCCUCACAUGGACUGUGUCAUCACGGGCCGGCCCUGCUGCAUCGGCACAAAGGGCAGGUGUGAGAUUACCUCCCGGGAGUACUGUGACUUCAUGAGGGGCUACUUCCACGAGGAGGCCACACUGUGCUCCCAGGUGCACUGCAUGGAUGACGUGUGUGGGCUCCUGCCCUUUCUCAACCCUGAGGUGCCUGACCAGUUCUACCGCCUGUGGCUGUCCCUCUUCUUGCACGCUGGGAUCCUGCACUGCCUGGUGUCAGUCUGCUUCCAGAUGACUGUCCUGCGGGACCUGGAGAAGUUGGCAGGCUGGCACCGAAUAGCCAUCAUCUACCUGCUGAGCGGGGUCACUGGUAACCUGGCCAGUGCCAUUUUCCUGCCAUACCGGGCAGAGGUGGGCCCAGCCGGCUCGCAGUUUGGCAUCCUGGCCUGCCUGUUCGUGGAGCUCUUCCAGAGCUGGCAGGUCCUGGCAAGGCCCUGGCGUGCCUUCUUCAAGCUGUCGGCUGUGGUCCUCUUCCUGUUCACCUUUGGGCUGCUGCCCUGGAUCGACAACUUCGCUCACAUCUCGGGCUUCAUCAGCGGCCUCUUCCUCUCCUUUGCCUUCCUGCCCUACAUCAGCUUCGGCAAGUUUGACCUGUACCGCAAGCGCUGCCAGAUCAUCGUCUUUCAGGUGGUCUUCCUGGGCCUCCUGGCCGGCCUGGUGGUCCUCUUCUACUUCUACCCCGUCCGCUGCGAGUGGUGUGAGUUCCUCACCUGCAUCCCCUUCACUGACAAGUUCUGUGAGAAGUACGAGCUGGAUGCUCAGCUCCACUGAGCUGGCUGGGGCGCUGGGGCCAUGCGCUCCAGCAGGCCAGAGCCAGGCACGUGGUCUCCCCCAAGCCUCACAGGCCACAGGACUCGAGUCUCGAGCCCUGUGUGCUGCCCUGCCUGUUUCCUGAACACUGACCUCUUGUGCCUUGUUCACCAGCGGUGAACCUCUCGUACUUCAGGGCAUUUAUUACACUAGUUCCCGUGAUUACCUUCUAACUAGUCUCUUGACGACCACCUCAUGUGGCCAAUAAAUGGACUGGGAGCGUUUUAGCUGCCACUAACUUA